This is a messenger RNA of Vicia villosa (hairy vetch), 1086 nucleotides long. RefSeq lists its product as uncharacterized. The coding region runs from base 1 to 1086 and encodes 361 amino acids. The transcript has a single exon. NCBI's taxonomy places the organism in Eukaryota, Viridiplantae, Streptophyta, Magnoliopsida, Fabales, Fabaceae. The record is from RefSeq and is a predicted model, not a curated record.
AUGGCUGACAACAACAACAAUAUCCCAAACCCUGAUCCCUUCCUCCUGCAACAGCUGAUCGAGGAGUCUACCCGCGAGGGGACAAAUCGUCACCGGCGGGAAGGACAACAACAUACUCCUGUCGCGCAGAGAAGGCCGAGGCAUGAGACCUCACAACCCAGGAGGCAGCAAAUCCAGAACAUCCAGCAGAUACACAGGCUCCAACAAGUUCAGAACGUCGAACAAGUUCCACCCGAGGGACACGUUCAGAACGGGGAAGACGAGCAGGCUCAACCCCAGAAUGGACCUGAACAGGCCCAGAACGUGAACGAAACUGACGCCAGGGACGGACAUGUUGCCUCCUCGUUCACCCAUACCACCGACAGCCGAAGGGUCCAUUAUAAAGACGACCAAGAGGAGCAGGUCAACAUUCUCGAGGACGCGGACCCCACAGCCGUCUUCCUACUCAAAGAACUGCAGAGGACCAACCGCCUCAUCCACCUUCAGGGUGACCGCAUCCACGAGCUGGAAAGGAAGCGACGAUACCGUUCCCCCCCACGGAGGCACUAUCGAUCGCGUUCCUAUUCCUCAUCGCGCUCACCACCGAGGAGACAUCGCAGACGCUCCCCGUCUUCUUCUCGCUCGCCGCCCAGGAGGAGCCGUCGCCAAAGGUCGUAUUCCCGCUCUCCACCAAGAAAGAGCAGGAAAAAUCAGAGACCUGAAACCACUGAAGCUAGGAGCCUCUCACCCGAGCAGGACCGCCGAGGCCCCUCCAAGGCUGUGUUGAAACCUCGCGAGCAUUCUCCUCCAAAGGACAACUGCAAAGUUUCGGGAAAAACACAGACAAAGCCCAGGCGAGGCAGACAUUCGACCUCCGCUGGACCAAGUGACGAGGAAGAUUUCCGCAGUCCCUUGUCCGAAGACAUCCGAAGAGUUCGUCUUCCACGAGGAAUGGAAAAACCACCCGUCUUGGACCAAUACGAUGGAACCACUGACCCCGAUGACCAUAUUCGGAGCAUCGAAGCUGUCAUGGACUAUCAUGUCGUCCGGGGAUCCAUCAAAUGCCGCAUCUUUCCGACCACCCUCAGGAAAGGAGCGAUGACAUAG